GAGGGCUGAACCGCGGAUUCUCCGCAGAUGAAGUUAUCCGCAAGCGGCUGCUGAUCGAUGGCGAUGGAGCUGGCGACGACAGGCGGAUCAAUUUGUUGGUGAAGAGUUUCAUUAAGUGGUGUAAUUCCGGAUCUCAGGAGGAAGGAUACAGCCAGUACCAACGAAUGCUGAGUACUUUAUCACAGUGUGAAUUUUCAAUGGGAAAAACUCUUCUGGUGUAUGACAUGAACCUGAGAGAGAUGGAAAAUUAUGAAAAAAUCUAUAAAGAUAUAGAAAAUAGUAUAGCUGCAGCCCAUGAGAAGAUCUCUGAAUGCAAGAAACAAAUCCUGCAAGCAAAAAGGAUUAGAAAAAAUCGCCAGGAAUAUGAUGCAUUGGCCAAAGUCAUUCAGCAUCACCCAGACAGACAUGAAACACUGAAGCAGCUAGAAGCUUUGGGAAAAGAACUGCAAAAUCUUUCUCACAUUAAAGAAAAUGUUGAAGAUAAGUUGGAGCUGAGAAGGAAGCAGUUCCAUGUUCUCCUGAGCACCAUCCAUGAACUUCAACAAACCUUGGAGAACGAUGAAAAACUUUCAGAAGCUGAGGAAUCCCAAGAAGCUCAGAUGGAAGCAGAGGCCAAGCAGUAGAUGUCAUAUGAAGCCUGACAAUACUACUUAGGAAAGUCCAAGUAUCUUCACUUUCUGUUGAAAUCAACAGUAAGAGAGAUGGAGCUGGAAAUCAUUUUCUACUGCUGCUGUGAAUUUUUAUACAAAAAUACGUGUUUUGCAUAUGCUUCAGGGGAAAACAGUUGCAGAUAUUUGCAGACAGGAACUCAGUGUUAAUCCACAAACUUUGUAAUUUGUGACCAAUAUACUUUGUUUCACAAAGGAUAAAACUUUUACACCAUACUUGUGAACUGAGGUGUUUGCAAAACUUUGCCAAUAAAAGGUGUUUUCACA
Molecule: messenger RNA, 935 nt
Organism: Ficedula albicollis (Collared flycatcher)
Lineage: Eukaryota; Metazoa; Chordata; Aves; Passeriformes; Muscicapidae
Gene: THOC7
Product: THO complex 7
Exons: 7
Coding region: 165-623 (152 amino acids)
Biological process (GO): mRNA export from nucleus; mRNA processing
Cellular component (GO): THO complex part of transcription export complex
Source: RefSeq, a predicted model, not a curated record